Xenopus laevis (African clawed frog) is the source of this 1705-nucleotide messenger RNA. It is a transcript of the gene krt53.S, whose product is annotated as keratin 53 S homeolog. The record is from RefSeq and is a predicted model, not a curated record. Gene Ontology annotation, molecular function: structural molecule activity. Bases 1 to 1422 code for a protein of 473 amino acids. The transcript is spliced from 8 exons. Gene Ontology annotation, biological process: intermediate filament organization; epithelial cell differentiation. Gene Ontology annotation, cellular component: cytoskeleton. NCBI's taxonomy places the organism in Eukaryota, Metazoa, Chordata, Amphibia, Anura, Pipidae.
AUGUUGCAGCUCUUUUUUACUACUGGAAGGGUGUCCUUUUGCUUCCACAACAUGUCUCACAGCAUGUCUCACCAGUCUUUCAAACAAUCAACAAAGUCAGUCCAGUAUGGCAGUCAUGGAGGAGGACAUGCAGGCAGUCAAGCUGGAGGUGCCUAUCACUGUGGUGUAGGGGCUGGUGCUGGCUUUGGUAGUGAUGUAGGCUUUGGUGGUGGAGCUGGUUAUGGGGCUGGCUUCGGUGCUGGUGGCUUUGAGGGUGGUUUUGGUGGUGGUUAUGGUGGUGGUUAUGGUGGUGGCUUUGGUGCAGGUGGUGGCUUUGGUGCAGGUGGUGGCUUUGGUGCAGGUGGUGGCUUUGGUGCAGGUGGUGGCCAUGGUGGUGCCUCAGGUGGACUGCAGAUUGUCAGUGAGAAGGAAACCAUGCAGAAUCUUAAUGAUCGCUUGGCCUCCUACCUGGACAAAGUCAAUGCACUGGAGGCAGCCAAUACCGAGCUUGAACGUAAAAUUAAGGAAUGGUAUGACAAACAAAAGCCCGGAACCACAACUGGAGAAGGGGCAAAGGACUACUCCAAAUAUUACAAAGACAUUGAUGAUCUUAUAGCUAAGAUCAUCGCAGCAUGCAAAGACAAUGCAACCCUUGUAUUACAGUGUGACAAUGCUAGGCUGGCUGCUGAUGACUUCAAGCAGAAGUACGAGACUGAGUUGCACCUUCGCCAGACAGUUGAGGCUGAUAUCAAUGGUCUGCGUAGAGUCAAGGAUGAUCUUGACCUUGCCAAAACUGAUCUGGAAUCCCAGCUCCAGGGUCUCAAUGAAGAACUGGCUUCUCUCAAGAAGAAUCAUGAAGAUGAGAUUAAAGGUGUUCAGGUAGCCGCAGCCGGUACAGUUAGUGUGGAAAUGCAUGCAGCUCCAGGUACCGACCUGACCAAGAUCCUGAAUGAUAUGAGAGCUCAGUAUGAAGACUUAGCCAAGAAAAACAGGGCAGAAGUAGAGAAAAAAUUCAUCUCUGCAGCAGUUGAAAUAAAAGAAAAAUUAAAGGAAGACGUCAAAGAAGAUACCACAAUUAAGACACAAAUUUCAGAACUUAAGAAAACACUCCAGGCUCUGGAAAUUGAGCUUCAAUCACAACUUUCCAUGAAAAAAUCUCUGGAAUUGCAAUUAGCCGAGACCGAGGGAAGAUUCUGCAUGAAACUGUCCAGAAUACAGGAGACCAUUGUUAGUUUAGAGCAGCGGCUGGAACAGCUCAGAGCCGAGUCCGAGUGCCAGAAAGACGAGUACGAUCAGCUCUUGGAAAUGAAGACCAAGUUGGAGGCUGAGAUCAAAACCUAUCAGUCCCUCCUGGAUAAACUAGGGGCCAUACAAGUCACCCCAGGACAAGGACAGGGACCAGGUCAAGGACAGGGACCAGACAAAGUUCCUCAGAAGCCUUAAAGGCGGAAAACCAAAUCUGAACAAAUGUUGAUCUGAACAAAGGUGGAAGUGGAAGAAAAAAAGAAGUCAAAAUUCCCAACUUAAAUGCUGUUUAAGCAACAUCUACAUUACUAAUGCAAGAUAGAUAGCGGUUUGGUUCAUAUGUUCUUACUUAUUUGUGGGACUGGGGAGUGAGUACCUGGAUUAACCUGGUGAAGACGUUUAUCGUUUAAUUCAUGCUGUUUCAUGUUGUUUUCUUUCCUAUGCAUAGUUUCUGCAAUAAACUCUUUUCUGAUGCAAGUUA